Chelmon rostratus (copperband butterflyfish) is the source of this 1062-nucleotide messenger RNA. It is a transcript of the gene mtnr1c, whose product is annotated as melatonin receptor 1C. Bases 1 to 1062 code for a protein of 353 amino acids. Lineage: Eukaryota; Metazoa; Chordata; Actinopteri; Chaetodontiformes; Chaetodontidae. Gene Ontology annotation, biological process: G protein-coupled receptor signaling pathway. The transcript has 2 exons. Gene Ontology annotation, molecular function: melatonin receptor activity. Gene Ontology annotation, cellular component: membrane. The record is from RefSeq and is a predicted model, not a curated record.
AUGGAUUUCGAGGGGAAGGAUGCGAACGGGUCGAGCUGCUUGUCCCGGAACGAGAGCGACCGCGGACUGAGCGCCUCUUCCUCUGGACUGUCCACUGCGCUGGCCAGCGUGCUGAUCUUCACCAUCGUGGUAGACAUCCUGGGCAACGUCCUCGUCAUCCUGUCCGUGUACAGGAACAAAAAGCUCAGGAACGCAGGCAACAUCUUCGUGGUGAGUUUGUCUGUAGCAGACCUGGUGGUGGCAUUGUACCCCUACCCUCUGGUCCUGACGGCCAUCUUCCACAAUGACUGGACCAUGGGUGACCUGCACUGCCAGGCCAGCGGCUUCAUCAUGGGCCUAAGCGUCAUCGGCUCCAUCUUCAACAUCACGGCCAUCGCCAUCAACCGCUACUGCUACAUCUGCCACAGCCUCCACUACGACCGCCUGUACAGCCUGAGGAACACCUGCUGCUACCUGGGCCUCACCUGGCUGCUCACCGCCAUCGCCACAGUGCCCAACUUCUUUGUCGGCUCACUGCAGUACGAUCCCCGCAUCUACUCCUGCACCUUCGCCCAGACCGUCAGCUCAUACUACACCAUCUCAGUGGUGGUGAUUCACUUCCUGAUCCCGCUGCUGGUAGUGUCCUAUUGCUACAUGAGGAUAUGGGUGCUGGUGAUUCAAGUGAAACAUCGGGUUAAACCGGAGCAAAGGACCAAACUGAAGCCUAGUGAUGUGAGGAACUUCCUGACUAUGUUCAUGGUGUUUGUGUUGUUUGCAGUAUGCUGGGCUCCACUGAACCUCAUAGGCCUGGCUGUAGCUAUAAACCCUGUGAAAGUUGCGCCCAACAUACCUGAGUGGCUAUUUGUCACAAGCUACUUUAUGGCGUACUUCAACAGCUGCCUCAACGCCAUCAUAUAUGGACUACUGAACCAAAACUUCCGCAAAGAAUACAAGACCAUCCUUCUUGCUCUUUGCAUCCCACGGUUGCUCCUCAUGGAGACCUCCAGGUGUGCCACGGAGGGACUGAAGAGUAAGCCUUCACCGGCUGUAACAAACAACAAUGUAGCGGAGUUAAAUGUAUAA